UAGAGUCAGGAUGGCAUGUGUGUGUACUGUGUAACUAUUUGACCUGUUUUACAACUAAUUGACGGGGAGUUUCCUUACACUUCAAAUUCAAAGUAGAUUGUCUCCACACUCCGUCAUGAUGGUACACCAGAAAUAUAAAGAUGGAUUUUGAAUUUUAAGACAGGUUAUUGAAUUACUGGUAUUUUGAAUGAAACAUUUGUUUUCUGAGUGUAACUGUUACGUUAAAACCAUGUAAUUCAAUCAAUCUAAUUAACGAUUAGGAUUUCCUAACACUUGACUUUUUUCUGUGGUUGAAGUGGCAUGGCAGUAUAUACAGACCCCAAACAUCACUACAGUAUGGAUGUAACAAGUGAUGGUGAAACAGACCUAGAUUUCUGAAAAUUCUCUGGUGAAGUAUGUAAACAGCCCUGCGAUGAUGACACACAAUGUUGGAUCGUACUGGACGAACGUUUGUUAUCCUCGGUCCCUGGACUACGACUCUGAAUAACUAACUACCAUUUUGAAAGCUACACAUCUCAAAUCCCCAAAUGUCAACUUGUCCUGCUUUGAUAUCAUGGACAAUCCUUAUCAUUGGUUUUCUGCAAAUUACUGGAACUGUGUCAAACCCAGUGAGUCUGUCAGGAUUGAGAGGGGAUGCUUUGGGAAUUAAUGAGGGCGGUCAGGGUUACGCCGCUCUGCCCUCCAGUCAGCAUCAUACACAGCUCCAUGACCAAACUGACGCUGAACACAGACAGCAAGCUGAGCAUGACCCUCUAGCAGAACAAGAACCACAAGAGGAGCAACAAGGGGUACCACAAGAGGAGCAACAAGGGGUACCACAAGAGGAGCAACAUGGGGAUUCUAAUGAGGAACCACAAGAGGAAGCACAGGGGGAACAAGGUGAGGAGAUACAGGAUGGACUGGAUAGAGGGACUAGACAUCUAGUAGACCCAGAUAGAAAUAUUUCCUCAGUAGAACAUAUCUAUGGAACAGAUGUGCCAGAAGGUCUUAAUAUAGAUGAGGGCAGUGAAAUCCCCAGUGAACAACAACAGAUGGGCGGGAACACAGAGGGGAUGAACCCCGAGAGGACAGCUGUACACCACCAAAUACUCCCUGAGGAGACAGGUCCCCAUGAGGAACCAGAACCUGGCGACCAUAUCAGUUUCCUGCCGGACCAUUCUGGUCCUUUUCCUGGAGAGUCUGAGGGCAGCCAUGGAGAUGAGAGUUUUCCUGAGGAUCAUAUUCACACAGAACCUGCCCGGAUACAUGAUGGGCCCAUCGUCAGACCUCUGCCAACUGAAUCUGUACCUGUUGACCUUCCAGACGAGAACCAACAUUCAGGUAUUGAGGAACAGCAUGGGGAAGGGUCCAGAAACACUACAGAUAAUGAAAACAGUACAGAUAUAUUCUCAAAUAACAAAGUGGAAAUGUCAUCAAAAAGCAUUUUUGACGAGCAGAAUCAGACUGCUGCAGUCACCACAAAGAAUCCAAAUGCUGACUCUAGUAACAGUAGUGCUCAUGAUGAUAAGAAAUUAAAUGAAAGUAUUAACAGUACUGUUUCACCUUCCUCUCAUUCCAUCAGUCCUACACCUUCCAUCACAGCCAACAUAUCUACGUUGGGUACCAGUCUGGAAUAUCAAGCCUCCUCAGAGACACUCGACCAUACUGUUGCUAUGGACACAGUUACAGUGAUGGAAAGUGUGGUAUCUACAAGUUCAGGAGUAGAAAGUAGCAGAACUCAAACAACGAGAGAAAAUCUUCUCACAGUAACACAAUUGGAUUCAUCUGUGAUAGAUGUUCAGCCUUCUUAUAGUGAACAGAUGACAAGUUUGAUAGACAAAUCACAGUACAACAUUGAAUCUAGCACAGGUAGUGGAGAAAAAAUAUCUACAACAACUACGAACAUUCCAGUUACGAUAUCACCAACUCAGUCAGUUUCUUCUGAAAAUCACCUGUAUGAUUCUAGUGUGGGGAUAUAUAUGUCUGGCUCCCAGGGAUACAUAGACCAUAUUGCAUCUUCCAUCAUGGAUCAAAUCCACCUCAGUCACUCCAUAAGCCCAGUCAGUACUGUAACACAUACAAAUUCUCCAACAAUUGGGAGUCUUCCCUUGGCUUCCCAAGGUGUGGUCAUACAUGACAAUGAUGGCCAGCAACAGACAACCACAGUAGAAAAUACAGGAUCUUCAACUAACACAUCAACCAUUCCCGGUUAUUACACAAAUUCUUCAGUCACAACUACAUCCAUAUAUCCCUACACAGGUGAUAGUAGUCCAACAAACUCUUCCAUUCAUGAGAUACACCCACAAACAUCAGACAGGCCCCUUACAGAAUCGCCUGGUCGUAGUACGUCCCCUUCAGCACAUGGAGUAGUAACACCCCCAUCAUCAAGAAGUACCAGUACAGCACCAAAAACAACACAGUAUUAUUCCGAUGUUGUGACUCUAUUUUUGACAACUAAAAAAGCCAAUCAAUCUUCAACGAAAAUGCAGGAAAAAACAUCCAGAACAACCUCAAUAACUGAUAGGAGUCAGAACGUUACUUCAACAUUGAGAAGCACAUUAUUUUCUACAACAAGUGCUACUGUAGGUACUGUUAAAAACCCAAGUACUUCUCAUAAACACAUCCAUGUGGGCACAGACCUCCCUUCGGUAUUCAUCAGCAUUCAACUUCAAAUGACCUUGAUCGAGUUCUGUUCCCAAAAACAAACAUUUAUCACAGAACUGGUUAAAAUAGUUGAAGAUCACCAACAAAUUGAUAUCCAACAACAACAGGUGGUACUAUUAAAUAUUCGGCCCAAAAUGUGUGAGAAACUGCUGGAACCUUUUACGGAUAAUGAUAACAUUGAGGAGGUCAAGGUCGAGUUGUAUUUUCUGGAUACAGACGGAAAGGCAGAUGAACAAAUGACCAAAGUUGUCAGUGAGAUUAUCAAGCAGGGAUUUGAUGAACAAUCAGAGUCCCGUUUUAAACAGAAGUUGAUGGAUGUGAAGCUGAUCCAUCCAAAUGAGUUUGUGAGCCCAGUAAAUGGCCCUAAUAAUCCUCCUACUGUACCCAAGCCUAAACUGCAGACAGGAAUCACCAUCGUCAUAGUGAUAGCCUCUGUGGGGGGCUUCUGUUGUGUGUGUCUCCUCCUACUCCAGAUAAUUAUCCACCACCGCCAGAGUGGUAAGAGGAUGAAGUCCUACCCGGGAAGGUCAGGCCUCUCCAAUGUCCCCAGCAUGGACUCCAUAGCUUUGGGAGUGGUCCCUAAAUCUAGGCCCAACAGUGGGUUCUGGAACCCAGGUCUGGAACUACAGAAUGAAUCCUCAGAACCUACGAAUGUAUUGGAAUAUACCGCCUUGUCAAACUUUACCAUGGAUCCUGAUGUCCAAAAUAAGGAAUUUGAGAACCUGGCAAUGGAAAUGCCAAAAUUAUCAUCUGUACCAGUUGGAGCUGAAGACAAAAAUAGAUUUGCUAAUGUAAUUCCUUUUCCACACAGUCGAAUCAAGCUGAAGAAAAUACCUGAGGAGGAUAACUCUGAUUAUAUUAACGCCAAUUAUGUCUCGGGCUACAACCAUGCCUACAAGACGUACAUUGCCACACAAGCCCCACUACGCGGGACGAUGAGUGACUUCUGGAGGAUGGUAUGGGAACAACAAUCUCGGGCCAUACUUAUGCUUGUUCCCAUGCAAGCAAAUGGACAGCCUAGCUGUGAGAAUUACUGGCCGGACACUGAGGGUAUGGACUCCUGUCUACAGUUCGGGGACAUCACAGUAGUACUAAAGAAAAAGGAUGUUCAGCAGGAAUACACCAUGUAUGUACUUCAGCUGAAGGAUAUUGAGAACAAUUUGAUCCGUGAGAUCCACCAUUUCUGGUACACUUCCUGGCCUAAAGAUGGCAUACCUGAGCCUAUAUCAUUGGUCAAAUUUAUCCUCGACACACGUCCACAUUUUGAAGAUAGUGGUGCCCCAGUGGUUGUUCAUUGCAGUCCUGGGACUGGGAGGACAGGUACUCUGAUAGCCAUAGAUAUAUGUAUGAGGUCGUUUGAGGACAGACGUAAGGUCGACAUCCUCCACUGUUUACAUUGCAUGAGAGGCGAGAGAGCUGGUGCUGUACAGACAAAGGAACAAUACCGUCUUAUCUAUAGUGCCUUACAUGAAUAUGCCACUAUUGUGACAAGUCCAAAGGUUUCCAUAUCCUCCACAGCUGGGGCAUUACACAAGAUGCUGUGACCUUCAUGACCUUCAUUGUGAGAACCACAUGACCUUUGUUAACCAAUGAGAUGGAUUCUCAAUAUCAUGAAUAAUCACAGUGAACUAGAACUUGCUAUGUGUUAUGUGUGAUAUGAACAUCCAUUCUGUUUGUGAUAGUUUUAUUAUAAUUCAUUAGUGAUUGAUUAAUAUGCAUAUAUAUGUUCACAUUCCCUGUAAAGAGAGAUUUUGUGUAGAGUAACUACCAGGCAUUCAGUUAGAUAUAUUUUUCAGGAGGAAACAUUUAACUGUCAAUCACACAUUUUUCCCACCUAAUCAUUCCAGGAGAACUCCAGCUGAUCAUGAGAUACUCUAAAUCAGAUCAAACAUAACCACAGGACAACAAGCCAUGUCUCCUUGAAGCGUUUGAACCUGCAAUUUUGUACAAUGCAUUACAUAUAUACAGUAUUAAUAAGCUCCCUUCCCAAUUGUAAAAUUUAGCAUUAAAGUUUGGAGGGUUUAUCUUUGAACCACUUUUAACAAUCACCAGUAACUACUUUGAAAUGUAUGAUUUUGCAAAAAUGAAGAAGUGGGCUUAAUUGUGAGCAGGGGCAUAAUUGUCUUCCACAAAACAGUUUAAUACUCUGUUAAAUAUCACAUUAAAAUAUUAUUUGGUUUUAAAGAAGUGCAAUAACAAACUUUUAAAAUGUGCAAUUGAAUAUCUUACCAAUGGCUAAAGCUGGUAAUAUAACACUGUGAUAUAUUUAGAACUAUGAAUCCCAUGUACAUUUACAUAACAUUUACUUUCAGUUAAUAGCCUGAUUUCAUCCAAAAUUGUUUAACUUUGUAUAUACAUUUUACAUUUUAUACCAUUAGCUUGAUAUCAGAUACUUUCUCAUAAAGCCAUAUGCAUAUGUAUUAUCAGUUCAUAAAUAUAUAGCAAUUAAACAUUUACCAUCCCAAAAUAUAAUGUUAAAGCCUUAUUAUGUUGUACAAUGAAAUCCAUCCCGAAGUAUUUUAUGUUAAAACAUUAUUAUGUUGUAUAUUAUAAAGAAAUCCAUCCCUAAAUAUUUUAUGUUAAAACAUUAUUAUGUUGUAUAUGAUAAAAAAAUCCAUCCCCAAAUAUUUUACCCUAAAACCUUACUACAUGUAUUUUACCAUUUUUUAGGCCAUCUUUAAAAAUAUCUUGGUUUGCUGUAACCCGAUCAAGGAGAUUUACAUGGUAGGUGGGUAGUGCUGAACUUAUUUUUUAUUCAGUUCAGAAAUCAGAUUUUUAACUUUCAAUACAAAAAAAUAAACCAGAAUAUAAACUGUUUGGAAAUCAUUAUUUAUUUUGUGAUCUUAAACAAAAGAAACCCACACCAAGCUUAUUUUGGUUUGCAAGAUGUAUUUUCAAACUUGUAAAGCAACUUUCGCACAUAAAUAUCCAGAACGGUCAAGUCAUUAAAAAAAACAGGGUUUAUUUUUCACAACAAAAUUUUCUGAGUAGGUGCAUUUUUUCUGGGUCGGGCAGGUUAUGCCAAACCAACUAUAUUUUUAUUUUGUUUGGCCUUAUACAAUAUUUUUAACAAAUAUUGUAAUGUAGGUUGGCAAUGUGCAAUAUCUAACACUUUAGAAUAAGUGUACAUGUAUAUCAUGGUAUUUACAUGUAUAUAUAAUCAUAUAAUGUUACAGUAUGUGUAUAAUUGAAUAUGGAAGUUUAAUUUAGUAUAUGUAAUUCUUAACUGGGAUCAGUUUGAGCAAUAGUCAAAUGCAGAAAACAACAAAAUUGAGAGGGAAAAAAACAAUUCUGCAUUUUGCAGCUCAGUUAUUUCUUUUUUCUUUUUUUUUUUUUUAUGGUUCCAGUAACCAGUCAGAAUUUUGAAGCUUGUGAAAUCAGGUGACUGGUUAGAAUUUUGAAGCCUGCAAAAAUAGGCAACCGAUCAGAAUUUUGGAGCCUACAAUUAUGUUCAGUUUUUAUGGACUGUAAAAUCCAAUACAGAUCAUUGCUCACAUGCUUAUUUCUAUGCACUCAUAUUGUGACACAUUGCUGAAAUGGAAUUUAUUAGUGCAAUGACAAAAUAAAAUAGUAUAUAGAAACAGUAAUUUGAAUCGCCAUGAUUAAAGUACAGUGCUUUCAAUGCUAAGCUGAGAUUAUCAACAAAAUGAUGUUAUGUACAUUAAGUAUGAAGUUAAGGCUGAUAUACAAGAAGUGACAUUAUUUUGUAACCCAGGUAAUUCUGAUUUAAGUGCCUCGUCCAUAUGCCAGUCAUUAUUGAUGUUUUAUUAUUUUAAGCAAUAAAUGUUUUAAGAAUUAAAUGAUGUCAUGGUUCUAUAACAGCACUUCUAUAGCUGGCAAACUUGGCAGCAUUUGCUAAAUUUUGAUAGAGUGUAUGAUUUUUUUUAUUUUUUUUUUUCAAAACUCAGAUUGUGAAGUUUAUGGGAACAUCAAAAUUAAUGAUGCCACAGUAGUGGUCACAUGAUAAAAUGGUGUCAUGUUCUCAUACCACAUAUUGCAUAUCCAUACCUUGUAAUGGGAUGAAGCAGAGCAAUUGUAAAUAUGUCAUAAUGACUGUUUGUAUGACAUUAAGUCACCACUGGUUGUAAUCAUUAUUUGUCUAUAACUGUCAUGAAUGUUUCUGAGAGGCAAGGUUAAAUGAAGUAUUAAAGAACAUGACCUUUAA
Molecule: messenger RNA, 6808 nt
Organism: Pecten maximus
Lineage: Eukaryota; Metazoa; Mollusca; Bivalvia; Pectinida; Pectinidae
Exons: 13
Coding region: 528-4187 (1219 amino acids)
Biological process (GO): protein dephosphorylation
Molecular function (GO): protein tyrosine phosphatase activity
Source: RefSeq, a predicted model, not a curated record